AUGGGGAAUGAGGAGGAAGGGUUGAAUGAUGUUCGGGAGGCGGAGAUGAUAACUGUGUCGCAGGAAUCAUCCCCGCGGAUAAGGGUGUAUCAUAAGAAUGCAAAAGGCCCAUAUUUUGUUUAUAUUAGGCAAAGAGUUGGAGGGCAAGCCAUUCACUCAGUGAUAGUGUCAAAAUUGCUCACGAGAAAGUACAAGUCAAUUGUGGCACUAAAAGUGGUGGUCAAGGAAAAAAUGAGGGUGGAAUUCACAGACUUGAAUGAGGCUAAUAAGCUACCCUUUGAUAACGAUUUUGCCAAGGAUUAUCAUGUAUAUAUUCAGGCAUCAUGCGUGGAAAUUCAAGGCGUGAUCCCUUUCUCGAUUCAUGAAGAUUUGAAAGAUAUUAAGGAGAGCGCGGUGGGCAGAAUCAAGGCUAAAAUGACGGAAAGCAUAGAUAUUGUGGAGGUGAAAAGAUUGCACAAAUAUGUAAAAACGAAUGUCGAAGAAAAAGCCGUGCCUAUUAAUUUUGUUCGCAUCACCUUUGCCGGGCAUAUCUUGCCAGAAAUUGUGGAGAUCAAUAAGCUGUUAAUUCCAAAAACAAAAGAUGUGGGCACUGCGGGGAUUUACAUGGAUCUGAAGAUCAUUGUAGGGUUGACACGUUUAUUUGUCCCAAUUUCUCGGAAAAAUGAGAGAGCUUUCAAGCAACAUCGUAUGUCAUAUGCGGAUACUGUAAAAGGGAGUAAACCCGCUGAGACUAACGGGGAAAAAUCAGGAACUCAACCAAACAAUAUUUACACUUUAUUAGAAAUUGAGGAUGGGGAAUUGAUGGAGACGGAUGAAGAGAUUGAACCCGCAUUUGAAAAUCAUCGUUUGACAAAAAGAAGGAGAUCACCUGUAGAUGAAGAUCAAGCGUUCUGGGAUUCGCUUCCCGGAACUAGUCGAGACAACGAAAAAUCUAGAGCUGUACUGAAGGACGAAGAAAAGAAUAUACGCGGGAAAAAGUUGAAAUUUGAUGGAGGGGGCUUUAAGUUGGGCGAAAGUGUUAGUAUCUCCCUUCAGAUUGGGAAUAGUUCAAAUCACAGAGUCUCUCUUGACUGCCUGGUUAUGAAGAAGAUCACUAAUGAUCAACCAAGUCGUCCAAUUGAUGCAAAGUCUGUUCCAAUUCCUCCACAAUUUACCUUGGCGGAUCCUGAUUGGAAUAAACGCCAAUCAAUCGAUUUACUCAUUGGAGGACAAUAUUUUUGGCAAUUUAUUCAGGAAGGGUCUCACUCUAUUGGGAAAGAUGCUCCACUCUUGAAACAAAGCGUUUUUGGUUGGCUUGUGGUGGGUCCCUGCAAUAUUGAAUCUCACUCCAAUUCCCCACGAAAUUUGAUGUGUCACGUAUCAACCUUGGCCAGCAUCGAGAGUGCCAUCAAGAAAUUUUGGGAAAUUGAGGAAAUAGAUAGGCCCAAGGAUCAGGUUGCUGAGUACAAAGAAGUCGAGGAUCAGUUUGCAUCUACUUCUACAAGAAAUACUGAAGGUCGCUAUAUUGUUGAGCUCCCAUUCAACGAUAAAGUCAAUGAAUUGGGAAAUAAUCAAGCUGCUGCGACAAAACAAUUGUUCUAUUUAGAGAGGCGAUUAAAUAAAAACAGUGAUUUGAAACAAGAGUAUUCGAAUGUGUUUAAUGAAUAUCUCUCCCUUAACAUUAUUGAGGCUGUUCCGUUCAAUGAAAUGGGAUUGGCAUCUUAUUAUCUGCCACACCAUUGCGUAAUUCGCGAACAGUCCACUAGCACAAAAGUUCGUAUAGUUUUUAAUGCAAGCUCCAAAUCUCAAAGCGGUCUGAGUCUAAAUGACUGUCUAAAAGUGGGCCCAGUUGUCCAACCCACUUUGGUCUCUGUUCUUUUGAGAUUUCGCCAGCACAAGUUCGCUCUAACGUGCGAUAUAGUCAAGAUGUACUUGCAAGUACUCUUGGAGCCAAAGCAUCGCGACUAUCAACGUUUUGUAUGGCGGGAAAAUGCAGAUGAUCCAGUAAAGGCUUUCAGGUUCCGCACAGUCUGUUUCGGAGUUGCUCCAUCUCCAUUCUUAGCCACCAGAGUCCUCAACCAACUGGUCGCAGAUGAAGGAGAGGAUUUCCCAUUAGCCUCAAGAGCUAUUUUGUCAAACUUUUAUGUCGACGAUUGCCUUAUGUCGUCGGUUACAAGUGUUGAAGAACUUCUUGAAUUGAAAGGUCAGUUGAUCAGUCUCUUGAACCGUGCUGGAAUGCAGCUUUCAAAGUUUAAAUCCAAUUGUCCCUAUGCCAUUGAAGACAAACCAGCAACCCAACAGACUCUCCAUUUUGAAGAUGAGACAGUGAAAACCCUUGGUAUGAUUUGGAAUCCCAAUUCAGACACUUUUCAAUAUAUUGUUCAAGAAAUUAUUGAAGACCAACCUGUCACCAAGCGGUUAAUCCUGUCUACCAUCGCUCGAAUUUUUGAUCCCAUUGGAUUAAUAAGCCCAUUAAUCACAAAGGCUAAGUUAAUUUUCCAAAGUACUUGGGAAGUCAGUACCACUUGGGAUCAGCCUGUUCCUGAUGAUUUGUCAAUGGAAUGGAAAAUUUUCGUUGAGGAUUUACCAUUAAUUCAGUACUUACGCAUUCCUAGAUGGGUUUCUUCAAUCGAAAAUCCCUCUUCAAAUGAACUGCACGCAUUCUGCGAUGCAAGUUUCGUUGCAUAUGGAGCUGCCAUAUACCUUGUCUGUGAAGAUGCCAAUGGACAGAGAUCUUCUCGUUUGUUGACUGCAAAAUCUAAAAUCACUCCACUAAAAAAUAAAGUGUCUCAGAGUCUUACAAUCCCGAAGGCGGAAUUAUGUGGAGCUGUCAUGGCAACUGAAUUGAUGAAAGUAGUUUCGCAGUCCCUACAGAUUUCAGAUCAUUUUUUUUGGACUGAUGCUACAAUCAUCUUGCACCAAAUUCACUCUCCUCAUGAGAGACGUGAAUUAUUUGUCAAGAGACCUGCAGCGAAAAUUUUAAGUGUAUCCAAUCCUCAACAAUGGAGACAUGUACCAACCUUGGAGAAUCCAGCUGACAUAUUGUCUCGAGGAGCCCUUCCCGGAAAAUUAAAGAAUUCAGUUUUAUGGUGGCAGGGUCCUCAGUUCAUCCGCAAGGAACCUCAGCAUUGGCCUCCACCAUUUGAUGCCUCGUCUCAGUUUCCUAUUGUUGAUGAGCAGGUCACGCUGAUUAAUGUACCAGCAGAGUCAUCUGACUCAAAUCCAAUCUAUUCUUACUUAACAACCAAUAUUGGAAGCUAUAAUCGCAUUCGAAGAGUAUUGGCUUGGUGUUUCAGAACAGUUAAUGUCUUCAAGCUCAAGCUAAAACGUUGUACCCGACAGACAGCCGCUCAAAGUACAUCAGAAUUCCUCAAAACACAUGAGCUUAGGGAAGCUGACAAGUUUCUCGUGCGUUGGGACCAACAAGAACACUUCGAUCAGAUUUUAGUUACCAUAAAAACCAAAAAUUUUAACACUUCUCAGAGAUUUGCGGCGAUUCGUAAAUUGCGUCCAUUUCUGGACUCGGAUAACAUAUUACGUGUUGGUGGUAGGUUGCAAAAGUCCGGAGAACCCUACGAUGUUCGCCAUCCUAAACUAUUGGCUGAGAAAAGUAUUCUUGCCCGUUUGAUUGCAACUCACACUCAUCUGAGUCUCUUACAUGCGGGUCCUCAAUUAAUAUUGGCUCAGCUACGUCAAGCGUACUGGCCCAUGGAUGGACGCAAUUUGUGCAGAUCUAUUACACAUAACUGCAUUAAGUGCAUUAAGGCAAAUCCUCCGCAGCAGGAGCAAUUGAUGGGAGAACUUCCUGAGCAUCGAAUGACCGCUAUUAAGGCUUUCCAAGCAACAGGAGUUGAUUUUGCAGGGCCUCUGCUUUUAAAAUCUGUAAAUCGUAAAGGUUCUCCCAUUAAAGCGUAUGUUGCAGUUUUCGUCUGCAUGGGAACGAAGGCUUUGCAUUUGGAAUUAGUGAGCACUCUAGAAACAGAUGCCUUCAUUGCAACUCUGAGGAGAUUUGUAGCGAGAAGAGGACUACCUACUCAUAUGUACUCAGAUCAGGGAACUACAUUUAUUGGAGCAGACAAUGAGUUGAAAAGAAUGUUCCAGCAAACAAAAUCUCAGGAAAUCUUUGCAAAUUUUCUUUCGGAGCGGAACACUCAAUGGUGUUUUCAACCUCCAAAGGCACCUCAUCAUGGUGGAUUGUGGGAGGCGGCCGUAAAAUCCUGUAAGUUUCAUUUGAAGCGUAUUCUUGGCCAAACCCCACUUACCUUUGAAGAAAUGCAGACAACCCUCUCUGAGAUAGAAGCAGUCCUCAAUAGUCGCCCCCUUGUACCCAUCUCCACUCAUCCGGACGAUCCUUCAUGUUUGACACCCGGACAUUUUUUGACUGACUUGAUCGAUGGCAAUUAUGCCAGAAAAUUUGCCAAGACUUCUCAUCAAGGUGGAAGAGAGAAUAUCUCAACACUCUUCAAGUGCGCAGUAAGUGGACAGAAUCCAAAGAUAAUCUAA
Messenger RNA from Phlebotomus papatasi, 4482 nucleotides. RefSeq lists its product as uncharacterized. NCBI's taxonomy places the organism in Eukaryota, Metazoa, Arthropoda, Insecta, Diptera, Psychodidae. Gene Ontology annotation, molecular function: nucleic acid binding. The coding region runs from base 1 to 4482 and encodes 1493 amino acids. Gene Ontology annotation, biological process: DNA integration. The record is from RefSeq and is a predicted model, not a curated record. The transcript has 5 exons.